AUGACAAGCGACCCGUCGACCCACUCGCCCACGACAAGGCCACGGGAAGCAGUUCGAACGAUGCCAGCGCCCACGAUGCACAUUCUUGGUCCUUUUCCAGAUUUGAUUGCAAAACGACUCGUCCAAGUAGACCUCCGGGAGCAAUGGGGCUCCAGCGUCAGACCGAUUCGCAAGCAUCUUGCGCAGGCAAACCCCAUGCGACGCAAGACCCGGCGCAUCGUUCGUACAGCAACAGUGACGUCGUACAGUUUAUGGAGGUCGUUGCACAAGGUGAUCGCGGUCGGUGGCCACGCUGCGUGCUUGCUUGUGUGA
Messenger RNA from Aphanomyces astaci, 312 nucleotides. RefSeq lists its product as hypothetical. The transcript is spliced from 4 exons. The record is from RefSeq and is a predicted model, not a curated record. Bases 1 to 312 code for a protein of 103 amino acids. Lineage: Eukaryota; Oomycota; Saprolegniomycetes; Saprolegniales; Verrucalvaceae.